Jatropha curcas is the source of this 2128-nucleotide messenger RNA. NCBI's taxonomy places the organism in Eukaryota, Viridiplantae, Streptophyta, Magnoliopsida, Malpighiales, Euphorbiaceae. The record is from RefSeq and is a predicted model, not a curated record.
CUCCUUAAUGGGCAAUGUAUCAAAUACUGUUUCAUGUUUAAGAAGCUUUGGUUGCCCAAAAACUUUCUAUUCUUUUCAUAUAAAUUGUGGAGGGAGAGCAGCUACUAUUAAUGGAAGCUUAUAUGAAGACGAUAUAGAUGGAGCUGGACCUUCAAGAUUCUAUCAAAGUAGAACUAAUUGGGCAAUUAGCAAUACUGGUAAUUUCAUGGAUGAUUCCACCAAUGCAGAUUCCUAUAUCGCCACAGACACAACAAAUCUCUCUGCAGGCACUUCUACGUUAUACAUGACUGCACGCAUUUCUCCAAUCUCUCUUACUUAUUAUGGUUUCUGCAUGGGGAAUGGGAAUUACACAGUUGGCCUCCAUUUUGCAGAGAUAAUGUUUACUAAUGAUAAUACAUAUAAUAGCCUUGGAAGGCGCAUUUUUGAUAUUUACAUUCAGAAAAAGCUUAUGCAAAAGGAUUUUAACAUUGAGGAUGAAGCUAGUGGGGCUGGUAAGGCAACUAUAAAAAAUUAUACCACCAUUGUUACAAAUCAAACAUUGGAGAUACGCCUUUAUUGGAAUGGAAAAGGGACAACUAGUAUUCCUACUGGAGGAGUUUAUGGUCCUCUUAUAUCUGCCAUCUCUAUCAUUCCAAAUUUUGUCCCCCCUUCGGAAGGUAGUAGUAGUAGUAUUUCUGCAAGCACAGUAGUUGGUAUUGUGGUUGUUGUAGUAGCUAUCAUCUUCCUAGUUCUGUGUGUCCUCUGGUGGAAAGGUUGUCUAUGGCAUAAAGAUAUAAUAGACCAAGAUUUAAGGGGCCUAGACUUAAAAACAGGUUCGUUUACAUUGAGGCAAAUAAAAGCUGCUACAAACAACUUUGAUCGUGCUAAUAAAAUUGGAGAAGGUGGUUUUGGUCCUGUUUAUAAGGGCCUUCUUUCAGAUGGCACUAUAAUUGCAGUAAAGCAGCUUUCCUCUAAAUCAAAGCAAGGAAAUCGCGAAUUUGUGAAUGAAAUUGGCAUGAUUUCUGCUCUGCAACAUCCUCACCUUGUAAAGCUUUACGGAUGUUGUAUUGAAGGAAAUCAAUUAUUGAAAUCAAUUAUUGCUAGUGUACGAGUUAUAUGAAAAUAACAGCCCCUUGCUCGUGCUUUGUUUGGUCCUGAAGAACACCGAUUAAAUUUAGAUUGGCCUACAAGACAGAAGAUCUGUGUUGGUAUAGCAAGAGGUUUGGCUUUUCUUCAUGAAGAAUCAAGGUUGAAGAUUGUACAUAGAGACAUAAAGGCCACCAAUGUUCUUCUUGAUAAGAAUUUGAAUCCAAAGAUAUCUGACUUUGGUUUAGCCAAGCUUGAUAAAGAAGAAAAUACCCAUAUAAGCACUAGAAUUGCUGGAACCUUUGGGUAUAUGGCACCUGAAUAUGCAAUGCGUGGUCAUUUAACUGAUAAAGCAGAUGUUUACAGUUUUGGAAUUGUUGCCAGUUUUGGAAUUGUUGCCCUAGAAAUUGUUAGUGGAAGAAGCAACACUAGUAAUCGGCACAAUAUGAAGAAGGAUGACUUUUAUCUUCUUGAUUGGGCAUGUGUUUUAAAAGAGAAAGGGAGUUUAUUAGAGCUAGUAGAUCCAAGACUAAGCAAAGACUACAAUAAAGAACAGGUUGAGACAGUAAUCCGUGUGGCUCUUUUAUGUACUAAUGUCUCUCCAGCAGUUAGGCCUGCUAUGUCUUCAGUUGUGAGCAUACUUGAAGGAAAAGCUUUAGUUCAAGACUCCAAAUUGGAUUCAAGUGUUUUAAAUGACGAUUUCAUGGUUGAAGCAAUGAGAAAACAUUUUCAGCAAAUCAGUGGACAAAAUACAAUCGAUAGCCAAACUCAAAGUAUACAAUUGGAGGGCCCUUGGACUGCAUCUUCUACAUCUGCUAAGGAUCUUUAUCCGGUAUCUUUAGGUUCUGAAUACUGGGAAAAUAGAAAUUUGAUAAAUAAUUAAAUGUAUCAAUUGCAUGUUUUUAACUGUAAUUGUAAUAAACUGUAAUUGUAAUAAAAGGACGUUUGAAUAUCUUGAAUAUAUGAGAAAUCAUAAUUGGUUUCACAAAGUUAGACAUUGUUUCAUCUUAAAAAAGUUAUUGGUUUUAUUUUUAUUUUGAUCUAGGAGAAUUGUUGACCUGCA